Messenger RNA from Ziziphus jujuba (common jujube), 1591 nucleotides. Its product is annotated as 15-cis-zeta-carotene isomerase, chloroplastic. Gene Ontology annotation, biological process: carotene biosynthetic process. Bases 258 to 1373 code for a protein of 371 amino acids. Lineage: Eukaryota; Viridiplantae; Streptophyta; Magnoliopsida; Rosales; Rhamnaceae. The record is from RefSeq and is a predicted model, not a curated record. The transcript is spliced from 4 exons. Gene Ontology annotation, cellular component: chloroplast. Gene Ontology annotation, molecular function: 9,15,9'-tri-cis-zeta-carotene isomerase activity.
CCACCAAGUAUCCACUCCCGCGUACCACCAGGUCUCCACCAACAGUCCAAAAUCUACACUCCACAGCAUCACUUCCCAACAGAUUCCUCUUCUUCUUCCUCUAAAGCCCAUUUCCAUAAACUUAUUAAAAAUAAAAAAAUUAAUAAAAAAAUUGUUAUUUUUUUCAAUGAAAUUUUGCAUAAAUUCAUUGAAAGUGAAAAAGAGAGUGAUUGGAAAUUCUAACUCUGAUUGGAAAUUCUAACUCUAAUUGAAUUUCAAUGGCCUUCCACUCUGCUCUUGCUCUGUCAAUCCCAUUCUCUUUCGUUCCUUGCCGUUCCAAUCAUCAAACACUUGGUGUGCGUACAAAACCUUCUCUCGCUCUCUUCAAGCUCGUCAAUCCCCUUAAUGCGCCGCGUUUCGGAGCUAAACCCACUGGAUUUUCUUCAAACCCCACCCUGUUUUUGAGGAGAUUUCGCGCCGGGAGCUCCCUCGGAGAUGCCGCCGACGAUGAGCCGCCGCCGCUUGUAGGUGAGGACUCUGCGGUUUUUGAGCUGGCGAAGCAGAAGAUAGCUUCUUGGGUUUACUUUUCUGUGAUUUUGGGGACUGUUCUUUAUGUUCUCGAUGUGGUUUGGAUUGAUAACUCUACUGGGUUCGGUAAGGCUUUCAUCGAUGCGGUUUCGGGACUUUCAGAUGGCCAUGAGGUUGUAAUGUUGAUCCUCAUUAUGAUUUUUGCUACCGUGCAUAGUGGUUUGGCCAGUCUAAGAGAUUUGGGUGAGCAACUAAUUGGGGAACGUGCAUUCCGUGUUUUGUUCGCUGGGAUAUCUUUGCCACUGGCUGUCAGUACUAUUGUGUAUUUUAUUAACCACAGAUAUGAUGGACAACAGUUAUGGAUGCUUCAGAAUGUUCCUGGGGUCCAUCAGUUGGUGUGGCUUUCUUCUUUUAUCUCCUUCUUCUUCCUCUACCCAUCAACUUUUAAUCUAUUAGAGGUGGCGGCAGUUGACAAACCCAAAAUGCAUCUUUGGGAAACUGGAAUCAUGAGAAUCACAAGGCAUCCACAGAUGGUUGGGCAGGUAAUUUGGUGCCUGGCUCACACAGUGUGGAUAGGAAAUUCCGUGGCGGUAGCAGCCUCGAUUGGCUUAAUUGGACAUCAUCUAUUUGGUGCUUGGAAUGGUGACAGGAGAUUAGCCCUAAGAUACGGUGAGGAUUUUGAGGUCGUAAAAAGUCGAACAAGUAUCAUACCAUUUGCGGCCAUUCUUGAUGGCCGACAAAAGUUGCCCAAAGAAUACUAUAAGGAAUUUUUCCGGUUGCCAUAUCUGGCAAUCACAGCACUAACAUUGGGUGCAUAUUUUGCGCAUCCGCUGAUGCAAGUGGCAAGUUUCCAGCUACAUUCGUAAUAAGGUUGAGAAUCUACAUAUCCAUCUCAGUAGAUGUUGUGGAUGAUAAACAUGGUUUUUGUACGUGAGAAUGUUUUUAGAUGCUGCAGGAGGUUCAUUCCACGCAGAAAAUUAAGUGCAUGUUGUAUGUGUAUGUAUGUAAUUUUAAAAGACAAUGAUUCGGCUGACCAUUAAUUUUAAAAGCUAGCUAGCUUGGCAAAAUGCCUUUGGCUUUCCUA